UCCCGGUUUCUCUUUCGGAAUAGAAAGGAUUAAGGGAGCGAAAUGGCACAAGAGUCAGCAGGAGCUAUGGAUCUUUCACAGCCUGGUGAAGUAGUCAAGCCUUUUACACCAGAAGAAGCCAAAGAAAUUGUGAUGUCUAUGCAGAAACCUGCUGUAUUCUACAACAUGGCUUCUGAUUGGCCAGCUCUUCACUGGAAUGUUACUUACCUUGCCAAGCUGUUGACAGGAAAAAGAAUCCUUUUUAGGGUAGGGAUGAAGGACACAGGCACAGCUCCUCAGUUUGAAACUGAGUGCAGUUAUGUGGAAGCUACGCUUGAAGAGUUUCUGGCCUGGAGUUUAAGAGAGCCUUCUUGCUCUUCUGGACCAUUUAGUGGUUAUGACUCAUGUAAAUACUGGACCUACGCUGACUAUAAGUAUAUUGCUAAACUAUUUGAAGACAAUCCGGAACAAUUCAAGGACGUGAGGUGGUCUGACUUUGGAUUUCCUGGAAGAGACGGAAGGGAGAGCACUCUGUGGGUUGGCUCAUUGGGAGCAAACACUCCUUGUCAUUUGGAUUCCUAUGGAUGCAACUUAGUGUUGCAACUGCAAGGAAGGAAAAGGUGGCAUCUGUACCCACCUGAAGACUCAAGUUUUCUUUAUCCUACCAGAAUUCCUUAUGAAGAAUCCAGUGUGUUCAGCAAAGUCAAUGUAGUCAAUCCUGACUUGAAACUCUUUCCACAAUUUAAGAAAGCACAAGCCCAUACAGUUACACUCAAUCCUGGACAGAUCCUGUUUGUUCCCAGGCACUGGUGGCAUUACGUAGAAUCCCUUGACCCCAUCACUGUGAGCAUAAACUCCUGGAUUGAACUGGAUACAGAUCAUGAGGCUCGUGUGGAAGAGGCAAUAACUCGAACACUGAUAUGUGCAAUCAAAUCUGCAGACCGCCUCAGUGCUUCCGAGUCCUGGCUCAAUCCCACAGAGAUUGAAGUGACAUCCCAUGAAACCAAUCUUCAAUACUUAAAUGCAGCUAUGUCUGCAUAUCUAGAAUAUCAGAAGAUAAAUAAAAUCGAACACAGAGUCCCUGGAACUCAUAAAACUGAGAGGACUUUUGAAGACUCACAUAAAAGAAAAAAAGUCCAAGUGAAUGCAGAAGAGAGCUUCAAACUGAUGCCCUAUGAAUCUAAUCUUGCAGUCAUCAAAACAAAAAAGUUGGAAAAAAUCCCCUUUGGACAAAAUCUCUUUAAGGUUUUGCCUCAGUCUCAGCAAACAAACCCAACAGGAACCACUGACUACAAAGCCUUUCUCAGUGAAACUGAAGGACACUUUGGAGAAUUGCACUGCACAGGGACAACAUCUGUAUUGAAUAACGAUUCUGCAGCAUUUGUAGAUCUGAAGGAUCCAGGCGGUAUUGCCGGCUCCACACAAGCAGUCAUUUGUACAAAUGAUUUGCUAGAUUGUGUGCUAAAUCCACAAGUCAUCAGUUUAAUGGUUCAGCUUUUGUUGGAGAGAGUGAGGCUUGUUUAGCAUCGGCAUACUUGUCGUCUUGAAAAUAAAGACCUAAUGAGAAA
Messenger RNA from Eublepharis macularius, 1547 nucleotides. RefSeq names its product HSPB1 associated protein 1 (gene HSPBAP1). The coding region runs from base 43 to 1503 and encodes 486 amino acids. Gene Ontology annotation, molecular function: 2-oxoglutarate-dependent dioxygenase activity. NCBI's taxonomy places the organism in Eukaryota, Metazoa, Chordata, Lepidosauria, Squamata, Eublepharidae. The transcript has 8 exons. The record is from RefSeq and is a predicted model, not a curated record.